GAUCACAAUUCACAAUUUUCAAAUUUGAAAACUUGAAAAAGUCUUAAUUUUAAAUGUAAAAUCACAAUUAUAGUUUAUACUUCCAUUGUUAUAUUGUACGUGUAUAUUUUUGUACAUAUACAAAAAAUAGAUUACUCAAAAAAUAUGGACGGUGACGACACAGCUCCUUCAAACAAAUUCAAUAAAGAAAAGAGCUUGGCUAAAUACCUUCUAAGUUUUAAUGAAUCAUUGCAAAACGAUAAAAAUAAUUCGAGCACUAUUUUGAGAUCUUUUUAUUCAAAUUUGCUAAGAUCUCCAGAAACUGAUUUAAUUUCUCAAAAUUUAAAAAAAUAUGGAGAACUUAAAGACAUGACUUCUUGGAAUAGCAGUUUGGACAGCAGAAACUAUAAAAAUAGAAUAUUAUCCAAAUGUAACAAAGAAAAGAUCUGUCCUUUAUCUAAUAUAACUGAAAUUGAUGUGGAGAAUAUAUUUUCCAAUCCUAUACAUACUAAUGCCUGUCAGGAUAGCGAACUUAAGAUCAAGAAUUUAGAAGUAAAGGUAAAAGAAAACAAUGUAUCAGAAAAAAUUUGGAAAAUUCAGGAUACAGAAAAAAGUUCAAGAGAAUCAAGUAAAAGUUUUGAUCAACCGAAGAUUUUUCAACAGAAAAAAGUAUUACAAAACCUAGUCAAAAGUUCCGAUGAUGACAAAAAAUUGCCUACUUCAGUUUUUAAAAGUGCUCGCGAAGAGUUAUUGUUGCAAUCUUACAAAAAUCGUAACUCUGGUCAAGAAGUUUACUCCGGAAAUAUCAAGAAAACUCUUGGAACAAGAAGAACUGCUCGAUCUGAAUUUGUAUCUCCGGUUCAAAAAAAUUUUAAAAAUAUUGAGAAAAACGAAAUUUCCUUUGAGGCAACUAAAAAUGAAGUGUUAGAUGAUCGACUAAUUAAUAUUGAUCCAAAAAUGAUAGAGAUUAUAAAUAACGAAGUUAUUAACAAUUUAGAACACAUUACUUGGGAUGACAUUGCUGGUUUGGAGGAUGCUAAAUCUGUAAUAAAGGAAUCUAUAAUUUGGCCUAUAUUAAGACCUGAUAUUUUUACCGGAAUAAGGCGUCCACCUAAAGGUAUCUUGUUUUUUGGGCCCCCAGGAACAGGGAAAACAUUAAUUGGAAAAUGCAUCGCCUCUGAGUCCAAGUCAAAAUUUUAUAGUAUAAGUGCCUCCUCGCUUACAUCUAAAUGGAUUGGAGAUGGUGAGAAAAUGGUUCGUGCUUUAUUUGCCGUUGCAACUGUUAAUCAACCCUCAGUAAUUUUUAUUGACGAAAUUGAUUCCUUAUUAUGUAAGAGAACUGAAUCAGAACAUGAAAGCUCGAGAAGACUUAAAACUGAGUUUCUUGUCCAGUUAGAUGGCACAUCAACUUCCAAAGAUGACCUUGUAUUGAUAAUUGGAGCUACAAAUCGCCCUCAAGAGUUAGACGAUGCUGCUCGUAGACGUUUCGUUAGAAGAUUAUAUAUCCCAUUACCAGAUGUAAAAGCCCGUAUUCAAAUAAUAGAAAAUCUUUUAAAAAAUGUAAAACACGUCCUUUCUAAUUCAGAUUUUGCGCUAAUUGGUGCAAUUACUGAAAAUUAUUCAGGAGCUGAUAUUGCUUCGUUAUGUCAAGAGGCAUGCAUGAAACCUUUACGUUCUAUCCCUGUAGAGGAGAUGUCAUAUUUCGACAAAAAUAACGUGCGACCUGUUUUUUUAAGUGAUUUCAAAGACUCGGUAAAGAAAAUUAAACCAAGUGUUUCAAUAAACGAUUUAAAGCAAUACUUGGAAUGGAACGAACUAUAUGGAUGUUGCGAAAUCAAAUAAUAAAGACGAAGUAAAUGCCAAAAUAAAUUU
This is a messenger RNA of Condylostylus longicornis, 1851 nucleotides long. RefSeq names its product fidgetin-like protein 1. NCBI's taxonomy places the organism in Eukaryota, Metazoa, Arthropoda, Insecta, Diptera, Dolichopodidae. The coding region runs from base 145 to 1821 and encodes 558 amino acids. The record is from RefSeq and is a predicted model, not a curated record. The transcript has a single exon. Gene Ontology annotation, molecular function: ATP binding; ATP hydrolysis activity; microtubule severing ATPase activity.